Kwoniella shivajii is the source of this 1815-nucleotide messenger RNA. RefSeq lists its product as uncharacterized. The transcript has 3 exons. Lineage: Eukaryota; Fungi; Basidiomycota; Tremellomycetes; Tremellales; Cryptococcaceae. Gene Ontology annotation, biological process: lipid metabolic process. Bases 1 to 1815 code for a protein of 604 amino acids. Gene Ontology annotation, molecular function: triacylglycerol lipase activity. The record is from RefSeq and is a predicted model, not a curated record.
AUGAUGACAGCCUUAGGUCCAUUUCGGUAUAUCCAAAUGGCAAGGUAUUUGGUACAUAGAUGGGCAGAUCAAAUACCCGCGACAGUUAAAGGAAAAGGGAAAUUCAUGUCAUUACCGUUACUUCGACGUUCACCAUCUACCGCAACUAAGCAGAUAUUACGUUCAACAGCAGUAGAAUCUCCUUCUUCCGGUUCAUCCCAAUCCUCUGAAAUACCAUUACCUGGACCAUCUAGAUUGACCGAUAACAACAAUCACCACCACAACAAUCAUCAUCAAAAUCAUCACCAUAACAAACAUCAUCAUCGGCCCAACGUCAAAUUCCCAAAACUAGCUCCGGAUCCAAAAUGGCCUCCUGGUCCUCACGAGAUAUUCAGAUUAAUGAAUGAUGAAAGGCUGAUGGUCGGUCACAAGGUCAAACCUCCGAGAGAAACCGUGGUUUUAUGUCAUGGCUUAUACGGCUUCUCGACGGCUACUCCAAUACCACUUUUCCCAUCUUUGAAACUACAUUAUUGGGCAAAUGUCCUGGAUGUAUUGCGGAAUAGAAUAGGAGCCAAUGUUGUCGUAGUGGGAGUGAAAGGCACUGGAUCAAUCAAAGAACGUGCUGAGCAAAUGCACGAGUUUCUCAAGGAUAAUUUACCGAAAGGUACUGGCGUAAAUUUCGUUGCACAUUCAAUGGGUGGAUUAGAUUGUCGAUACCUCAUUUCCACCAUUAAACCCACAACUUAUACGCCACUCUCAUUGACUACUAUUGGAACACCACAUCGCGGAUCUCCAUUCAUGGAUUGGUGUGCAGCCAACAUUGGUGUUGGAUCAGUCGCAGCAGCAGCUACCGCUGCUCUGACAGGAGGAAAAGUCAAGUCAUUACCCCCUUAUUCAUUGAAAUCACCUCUAUUAUCAAGACCACAAGAAGAGAAAACUACUAAAGUAGAUGCAUUAGGAAGUUUGGCAGCUGGAUUAACAUCAUACCUUUUAAACAUAUUUGAUUCACCGGCAUAUUCAAAUCUUACUACAUCAUUCCUUCGAGAUCACUUUAAUCCAUCAACACCUGAUUCACCGAAUGUCAAAUAUACUUCUGUAGCUGGCCGAAUAUCGAAGAUGUCUGUCCUACAUCCAUUGUGGUUUUCCAAAUUCGUUCUAGACGCAGCUGCAGAGAAUGGAUACGCAGAGGAUCAUUCCAAUACCAUACAUGGACCUAAUGGAUCAAGAUCGUAUGAGGGCAAUGAUGGUUUGGUCAGCGUCAGUUCAGCUAAAUGGGGUGAAUAUAUCGGUGCUGUCGAUGAAUGUCAUCAUUGGGAUUUGAGAGGUGAAGGUGGAUUAUUCCCUCAAGGUUUAGGAAAUACUUCAGGAGGUGAUAAUGAUAAAAGAAAGGAAAAAGAACAAGAAGUGGAAGAUGAGUUAAUAGACGAUUCCAAGAUGAAUGGUUUAACCCAACAUCUUGAUUUGAAAGAUUUCAAUAAAGAUCCAGCUACAGCAGCUAAAUUGACUUUGAAAGAAUAUGAAGACAAUGAAAAAUCAAAACAAUUAGGCAAAGCCGGAUCCUCUUCUUCUCCAUCAUCAUCUUCCUCAAAAAACCCAGAUUCUGGUUCGAGCAAUUCAUGGGAUAUAGCACAGGUCGGACAAGUCAUAGAUUGGGUAUCGGAUUUCUUACCUGGUGAUAGUAAAGCGAAUAAUGAACUAGGCAAAAAACAAUUGGAAGAAGCAACUCUGGAAAAGGCUCAAGAGAGUAAACAUCAAGAAAAGAGGAAAAAGGAGAAAUUUGAUUUAGGUAGAUUCUACGGUGGUCUGAUGAUCAAAUUGAGAGAGGAUGGUUAUUAA